AUGUCUUCAAACGGAGGAACGUCGACUUCGGUGCAAGUUGCACUCAGAAUAAAACCGCUUACACAAGAUGAUUUGAUUAAUUUACCAGCAAGAUUUCAACGUCAAGUUAUAUCAGUUUCUCCAUUUAAUCCAAAUCAAGUAGUUGUUGAUACGGAAAAGAGACAAUUAUUUCAAUUUGAUCAUGUUUUUGCUCCUGAAGCUACUCAACAAGAAGUUUAUGAAAGAGCAAUCGGAAAUAUGAUUACAAAAUUUUUGGAGGGUUAUAAUGUGACUAUUUUGGCAUAUGGGCAGACAUCUUCAGGAAAAACUCAUACAAUGGGAACAGCCGAUGAUCACAGUAUACCUCCAGAAUCAAAAGGAAUAAUUCCACGUACAAUGGCAGCACUUUUUUCUUUGGUUAAUUCUGGUCAAUAUAAAUCUCAUAAAUUCUCAAUAAAAGUUUCAUUUAUUGAGAUUCAUAAUGAAGAUUUAAUUGAUCUUCUUGGUGAGGGUAAUGAAGAAGAAAGACCUCCUGUUACGAUACGAGAAGAUUCAAGAGGAAAUAUAUAUUGGACUGGGUUACAAGAAUUAAAAGUUACCAAUGUAAAUGAAGUUAUGGACCAUUUAGCGCAUGGAUCAAUGAACCGACAGGUCGGCGUUACAGAUAUGAACUCUAAAUCUUCUCGGUCUCAUGCAAUAUUCUCUGUCACGAUGGUACAACAAAAAUUCAUUCCUCAUAAUUACAUUCCGGGAGGUCAAUCUGUUACAUCUCCACCUAAUUCAAGACCUGGAACUCCUGCUUCAUCAAGAUUUGGAAGUCAACCAUCUUCAAGAACAAAUUCUAGUUUAGAUAAAUUUGAUGAUGGUGAAUGGGUUACAAUAUCUAGUAAAUUUCAUUUCGUUGAUUUAGCUGGAAGUGAACGUGUAAGUUAUCAUUGUCAUGUUAAAUAUUAUGUUAAAUAUUAUGUUAAAUAUUAUGUUAAAUAUUAUCUUAAAUAUUAUGUUAAAAUUCGUGCUCAUGGUGGAUCUGUUAGUCCGGAAAAAGUUUCUCAAUCACCUUUUAUUAGUGGUAAUAAGCAUUCUUUAAAUGGAUUUUCUGAAAAGAAUAUUCCAUCUGCUAAAAUUCCUGGAAGGAGUACUCCAACUAAUGAAUUUAUUGGAAAGAGCUCUUCUACUGCUUCUGGAAUACCAGGAAGGAUGACUCCUACUACCACUUCUGGAAUUCCUGGAAGAAAUACUCCGGUUGGUGGUAGAGAAACUCCUACUAGAACAUCACCUGAAACUAUACAACUUUUGGAAUCAAGACUUAAAGAGAAGGAAGAAGCCUACACUGAACUCGAAGAAAAAUUAAAUAAUCUUCAACUUGGUGAUUCUUCUGAAUCAUCUGGUAGUGAUAAAAUUACUAGGCUUGAAGCUAAAUUGGAAUUUCUUAACAAUGAAGUCAAUAAACUUAGAAAUUUAGGUAUCAAGUUGGGUACGGACGAUCGUCCGGAAAAUUAA
Dentiscutata heterogama is the source of this 1479-nucleotide messenger RNA. The record is from the annotation of a GenBank genome assembly. Lineage: Eukaryota; Fungi; Glomeromycota; Glomeromycetes; Diversisporales; Gigasporaceae.